This is a messenger RNA of Erpetoichthys calabaricus (reedfish), 4001 nucleotides long. RefSeq names its product SEC31 homolog A, COPII coat complex component (gene sec31a). Gene Ontology annotation, molecular function: structural molecule activity; protein binding. Bases 193 to 3933 code for a protein of 1246 amino acids. Gene Ontology annotation, cellular component: COPII vesicle coat; endoplasmic reticulum exit site. The transcript has 29 exons. NCBI's taxonomy places the organism in Eukaryota, Metazoa, Chordata, Cladistia, Polypteriformes, Polypteridae. Gene Ontology annotation, biological process: intracellular protein transport; endoplasmic reticulum to Golgi vesicle-mediated transport; endoplasmic reticulum organization. The record is from RefSeq and is a predicted model, not a curated record.
CUUGACUCCGCCCUUCCCUGGCUUUGCCACGUUGAUGGAGACGUGGAAGCCGCUGGACUGCAGUCGCUAAGAGAUCUACCGGCAGCUACAAUAGCAAGUUUAGCUGGCGUUCGGCGCGACUACAGUAGCGGGUGAUUAUCCUGUCUCAUAACUUAAGAAUUCCACCGGUCUGGCUCCGUAUCCAAACCCAGUAUGAAACUUAAAGAAAUUAACAGAACGGCCAUACAGGCCUGGAGCCCUGCCCAGCAGUAUCCCGUCUUCUUGGCAGCUGGUACUUCAGCUCAGCAGCUUGAUGCUACUUUUAGUACAAACGCUUCCCUGGAGAUUUUUGAGCUUGAUCUUGCUGACACAACAUUGGAUAUGAAAUCUUCUGGUGCUUUUACGUCUGAGCAUAGGUAUCACAAACUUGUUUGGGGACCACAUGGGAUAGACUCUGAAGGACUGCCUUCUGGGAUACUAAUUGCAGGUGGUGAAAAUGGAAACCUUGUCCUUUAUGACCCAGCAAAAAUUAUAGGUGGUGAUAGUGAUGUGACCAUUGCUCAGAAUAACAAACACACUGGUCCUGUAAGAGCUUUGGACAUCAAUCCUUUCCAACCAAACCUUGUUGUAUCUGGAGCCAAUGAGUCUGAAAUCUAUAUUUGGGACCUAAACAAUUUUGGUACUCCAAUGACACCUGGAGCAAAAUCUCAGCCUUUUGAAGAUAUCAGCAGUGUGGCUUGGAACAAACAAGUUCAGCACAUCUUGGCUUCAGCCAGCCCCAGUGGACGUGCAUCAGUGUGGGAUCUUCGAAAAAAUGAACUGAUUAUUAAAGUCAGCGACCACAGUAAUAGAAUGCAUUGUUCAGGACUUGCUUGGAACCCUGAAGUUGCUACCCAGUUAAUUUUAGCUUCAGAAGAUGACCGAAUGCCAGUGAUUCAAAUGUGGGAUUUGAGGUUCGCUACAUCCCCGCUGAAGGUUCUAGAAAGUCAUACAAGAGGAAUCCUUGCAAUUGCUUGGAGCCUUGCAGACCCAGAAUUGCUGUUGAGUUGUGGGAAAGACAACCGAAUUUUAUGUUGGAAUCCAAACACCGGAGAGGUUUUAUAUGAGUUGCCUACCAGUACUCAAUGGUGCUUUGAUAUACAAUGGUGUCCAAGAAAUCCAGCUGUCCUUUCUGCUGCUGCCUUUGAUGGAAGUAUCAGUAUUUACUCUAUCAUGGGAGGUACUGUGGAUGGCCAAAGGCAGAAACACACAGAUCAGUUAACCUCAUCCUUUGGCAAUCUGGAUCCAUUUGGUACUGGGCAGACUCUUCCUCCAUUGCAGAUCCCUCAGCACACUGUUCAGCAAAAUCCUGUCCUACCUCUGAAAAAACCACCAAAGUGGAUUCGAAGACCUGUUGGAGCCUCCUUUGCCUUUGGAGGCAAGCUCGUGACAUUUGAAAAUAUAAAGACGCCUUCACAACAGCCAUCAGCUCCACGUCUUGUCCAUGUGAGUCAGGUUGUCACAGAAACUGAGUUUUUGGACCGUUCAAAUCAACUUCAGACUACAGUACAAUCUGGAAGCUUUGCUGAAUUUUGUCAGUUUAAAAUAGAUGCAUCUCCGACAGAACUGGAGAAAAAUGUGUGGUCCUUUUUAAAGAUCAACUUUGAGCGGGAUCCACGUAGCAGAUACUUGGAGCUGUUGGGUUAUAAGAAAGAAAAGCUUGCAGAAAAAAUUGCUACUGCACUACAGAAGAACAGUAUUUCACCUGGAGGAAGAGAAGAGCUAAUUUGUGAACCUGAGCAGGAAGUUGAAACUGCUGAAUGUGAAGCAGUGAAAGAACAGAUUCUAGAAGAGGUAGACCAACCAGAUGAUGGGAUAGGAGAAAAAACUGAAAAAAUAAAGGAGACAUUUAAUAUUUCUGUCAGUGGAGAUGUCGAUGGCCUUAUAACUCAAGCCCUUCUCACUGGUGACUUUGAGGGUGCUGUAGAUCUUUGCUUACAUGAUAAUCGCAUGGCAGAUGCUAUCAUACUAGCAAUUGCCGGAGGACAGGAGCUUCUUUUGAAGACUCAGAAAAAAUACUUUGCCAAAACACAAAGCAAGAUUACGAAGCUCAUUACGGCUGUAGUAACAAAAGAUUGGAAGGAGAUCGCUCAAUCUUGUGACCUCAAUAACUGGCGAGAGGCUCUUGCUGCUGUGCUGACUUAUGCACACCCUGAUGAAUUUGCUGGUCUUUGUGAUCUUCUUGGUACUAGACUAGAGACUUCUGGAGAUCCCGCCCUUCAAGCUCAAGCUUGUCUAUGCUACAUCUGUGCCGGUAAUGUUGAGAAGCUUAUAGCAUGUUGGACAAAGACACAAGAUGGAAGCUCUCCACUCUGUCUUCAGGACUUAAUUGAGAAAGUCACAGUACUUCGCAAAGCAGUGGAGAUGACACAAGGUGUUAACACCAAUAAUGUAGGAGUACUUCUUGCUGAGAAGAUGAGUCAAUAUGCUAAUCUACUUGCUUCACAAGGAAGUCUGAAUACUGCUAUGGCUUAUCUUCCUUGUAACACUAAUCAGGGAAAUAUCAUGCUGCUUCGUGAUCGACUGCAUAGAGCACUUGGUGAACAGGCUAUAGGGCAACCAACUCAUGCUUUUCCAUAUGAGAAGCAACAUUCUACAAGACAACCAACAUCUGCUAAGCAGAUAUGCACUCCUGUGCCACAGAACCAACCACAGGCUGUGCCACAGCAGUACUACCCACAGGUUAGACCUGCCCCUACUGUUACCUCAUGGAGUAACCAAACUCCCACUGCCCUUCCAGGUUUUCCACCUGCAGCUUCCUCUUCCUUCUCUUCCUCCUCAGAUACUCAGGGUGAACCACCUCUUCCAGGUUUUGUCAGGAACCACAGCUCAACUCCAGCUUACUCAUAUUCAUCCAACAUUCCUCACCAGUCGUAUCCUCAACCCUAUUUUCAGGCACAACAGUAUCCUCAUGGAGCUGGGGGACCAACAGUCUAUCAACCACAACACACUGUACCUCCACCUCCAUCUCCAUCUUCUACACCCUACUCAACUCACUACAUGCAUUCUGUACCUUCUCAAACUGUUUCUGCAUCAUCGACUAAUCCUUCAUAUCCAGGACAACCCCCAGUCUCUGGGACAACAGUUGUCUCUGCAGCUUCCCCUUUCUCCUCUUCUCUUAGUUUGUCUGGAGCCUCCUUCCAGCAUGGCGGACCUGGAGCUCCAAUGUCUUCUUGUCCACCACCACCUUCAGGAGAUUUAAACAUUCAGGACAUCCUGUUCUACCUAGAAGGACCACAAAAUGGAUGGAAUGAUCCACCAAGUCUCAGCAGAGGGACAAAGAAGAAGAAGAUACUUCCAGAAGACUACACUCCUCCUGCUCCAAUUACUGCUCCUAUAAUGAAUCCACUAGUUCCUGAUCAAUCCCAACAGUUGGCCCACCCUCCUGUAUUCCAGCCACAGCAGUCCCCAGCUGGACCACCUUUGUCACAGCCUGCUUUUCAGAUGAUGCAACAACCUUUAUCGCAGCCUAGUGUGGUUACUCCAACGCGAAAGCUUAGCACAGAGGGACCCCCAGGAGCACCAAUAGGUGACGUCAUACAGCCACCUCAGUAUAUGCCUGCUGAAAAAGUUGCCAAGAACCCUAUUCCUGAAGAACACCUCAUAUUGAAGAUCACGUUUGAAGGCUUAAUAAAUAGGUGUUUGAGUGCUGCAGUUGAUCCGCAAACUAAAAGGAAGUUGGAUGAUGCUAACAAACGCCUAGAAUCUCUUUAUGAUAAAUUGUGCGAAAAAAAUCUAUCAGCAGCGAUUAUUACAGGAUUACACAGCAUUGCCAGAAGUAUUGAAAAUCGCAACUACCUAGAAGGUUUGGCUAUCCACACUCACAUAGUCAGUAACAGUAACUUCAGUGAAACGUCAGCUUUCAUGCCAGUUCUCAAGGUAGUUCUAACACAAGCCAACAAGUUGGGAGUGUAGGUGAUCUUCUAAAGCUUGCAGAUGUCUUACUGCCAAAGCCCAUGUAAUAAAACUUGAGUUAUGGUUUA